UCAAUAACGUUGACUUUCUCUUGUCUCUUAGUCGUCGUCCUUCUUCGUCUGCUUCUUCCAACUUUUAUUUUUCCAAAUCCCUACAUUUAAGAAUUUUCUUUACUUUUCUUUCCUAUCUGUUCCUGAAUCCUCCUUUUUUUCUUGGCAAUUCAGCUCAAUUCGUUUCGCGAUUCUGGGGAAAAAAGUUUUUUUUUGUUGGUUUUGUGUAUGUACUCAAAAGAUCUCAAAGUGGAGAAGCCAAGCGGUUGUUUUCAUCUCUUUGGGAGAAUGAAGUGCUUCUUAUUCCCUCACAAGAGAGAUGACGAACACAGAAGCCCUAAACCUCUCUCACCCCUCUCCGACCGUGCUACUGGUGGUUUCACCAACAACGGUUCCAACGGCUCUGUAGCCAGCACGGUUUCAUCAUCCACCACCGGGAGGAACUCCAACCACCCCUUGCCCACCAGAGAAAACAACCUCAGAGAGUUCACAAUCACCGAUCUCAAAUCCUCCACCAAGAACUUCAGCCGCUCCGUUAUGAUCGGCGAAGGCGGUUUCGGCUGCGUCUACUGGGGAACCGUCAAGAGCCUCGAAGACCCUUCCAAGAAAAUCGAAGUCGCGGUGAAGCAGCUCGGCAAGAGAGGCCUGCAGGGUCAUAAAGAAUGGGUGACGGAAGUUAACUUUCUCGGGGUGGUGGAGCAUCCGAACCUGGUGAAACUGCUUGGUCACUGCGCAGAAGACGACGAGCGUGGAAUCCAAAGGCUUCUUGUUUACGAAUACAUGCCAAACCAAAGCGUCGAGUUUCAUUUAGCUCCUCGUUCCCCCACCGUGCUUACUUGGGACCUAAGGUUGAGGAUAGCACAAGACGCAGCUCGGGGUUUAACUUAUCUCCACGAAGAAAUGGACUUCCAAAUAAUAUUCAGAGAUUUCAAGUCAUCCAACAUUCUAUUAGACGAAGAUUGGAAAGCAAAGCUUUCGGAUUUCGGUUUAGCUCGGUUAGGUCCUGAACCGGGAUCAACUCAUGUUUCUACUGGUGUGGUAGGAACAAUGGGCUACGCAGCUCCGGAAUACAUUCAGACAGGUCGUCUCACCUCGAAAAGCGACGUGUGGGGUUACGGAGUAUUCAUCUACGAGCUGAUUACAGGAAGGAGGCCGCUAGACAAGAACAGGCCUAAAGGAGAGCAGAAGCUUCUUGAAUGGGUGAGACCUUACUUAACCGACACGAAGAAGUUUAGGCUCAUUAUAGACCCGAGGCUGGAAGGCAAAUACUUGAUCAAACCGGUUCAGAGACUAGCCGUUGUGGCCAACCUUUGCCUCGCUAGGAACCCAAAGGCACGUCCGAAGAUGAGUGAGGUGUUGGAGAUGGUGACGAAGAUUGUGGAAGCUUCUUCUCCUAGGAGUGGUGGUGGCAAGAAGCAGCAGCUGCUUCCUUUGAGGAGUCUAGAAGCUUCUAGAGAUGAGGAAGAGAAGAACAAGAAGGUGGUUGAUGGUGGGGAAGGAGGUUGGUUGGAUAAAUUAUGGAACCCAAAGAAUGUGAGAGCUUGUUGAUUCUGAUACAAGUACACUACUACAGCCUUUGCUUAUCUUCUGUAAUUCAACAAAUUCAAAUAUUGUUUUUUUCUGGUUUGUUAAUUUAAUAUUUGUAACUUACAGUGGUUGUGUUGUUUCCAUAAUGAGCAUAUAAUAAACGAAUUAUAUUUUUUCA
Raphanus sativus (radish) is the source of this 1684-nucleotide messenger RNA. Its product is annotated as serine/threonine-protein kinase PCRK2. Gene Ontology annotation, molecular function: ATP binding; protein kinase activity. Bases 208 to 1527 code for a protein of 439 amino acids. Lineage: Eukaryota; Viridiplantae; Streptophyta; Magnoliopsida; Brassicales; Brassicaceae. The transcript is spliced from 4 exons. Gene Ontology annotation, biological process: protein phosphorylation. The record is from RefSeq and is a predicted model, not a curated record.